Acanthochromis polyacanthus (spiny chromis) is the source of this 4817-nucleotide messenger RNA. It is a transcript of the gene gcgrb, whose product is annotated as glucagon receptor b. The transcript has 14 exons. The coding region runs from base 519 to 2111 and encodes 530 amino acids. Lineage: Eukaryota; Metazoa; Chordata; Actinopteri; Pomacentridae. Gene Ontology annotation, biological process: cell surface receptor signaling pathway; adenylate cyclase-activating G protein-coupled receptor signaling pathway. Gene Ontology annotation, cellular component: plasma membrane. The record is from RefSeq and is a predicted model, not a curated record. Gene Ontology annotation, molecular function: glucagon receptor activity; peptide hormone binding; gastric inhibitory peptide receptor activity.
UUGAAACGUAUCACUGGAAGUUAGUCUGUUUAUUCUGAGAGAUUGUCUGCAGAAAUGUGGAGUUUCAGAGCAGCAACAGCGCAGCUCUCAGCCUCUUACAGUCCGACGGUCCGCGCUGCAACAGGAACGAGAUUCAGUUCAGAAAAGUGACUUGGAGACAUUUUCAGAGAAACGGAGAGAUGAAACUCAGAAGUGAGCCUGAACUACUGCCUGAUUAGAAAAGAAGCAUCUAAGAAGUCACAGUACCCGUUUUCUUUCUUUCUUUCUUUCUUUCUUUCUUUCUUUCUUUCUUUCUUUCUUUCUACUGGGGUGAUGCGUCCCGGUUCUGCUCUAUGGACUGUACCUGCUGUGAUGGGUCGAGCCGGGAGAUGAGCGGCGGGCAGUGUGGGGGUGCCAAGGGCGCAAGAGGAGGUCUAGACGUGUAGGCUGCAGGGGAGAGAGGGCUGAGCCUGCCUCAUGUGUCGGGGCUCCUCUGUGUUCUGGUCCCCACCGACCCCCAUCCUCCCAGCAUCAGUGGGAUGUCCCAGGUGUGUCUCCUGUUGCCCUUGCUCAUGCUCUGCAGCUCCACAAAGGUCUCCUCUGCUAACUCUCUGGAGCUUGUGAAGAAGCAGUGGAGCAGCUACAGGAACCAGUGUCUGGACUACCUAAACGCCACGCCCCCUGCUACAGGGCUGGUGUGUAACAGGACCUUUGACUUGUACGCUUGCUGGCCAGAUGGACUCCCAGGAUCCACAGUCAAUGUCUCCUGCCCGUGGUUCCUGCCAUGGUACCGUAAAGUUCAGCAGGGUCUGGUCUACAGAGUCUGCACCGAAGACGGUAAAUGGGCCAAAAAGAACACCAGUGAAUGUGAGGACGACCCCGGUGAGCAGCACUAUGGCCGCAUCCUCAGUCAGUUACGGAUCAUGUAUACGGUGGGCUACUCUCUCUCACUGGGAGCUCUGCUGCUGGCCCUGGGAAUCCUCAUCUCCUUCAGGAAACUCCACUGUAUGAGGAACAACAUCCACAUGAACUUGUUUGCCUCCUUCAUCCUGAGAGCGGUGUCCAUCCUGGUUAAAGACGCUCUGCUGACGCUCACUCUGGACCCGAGGAGCAGCAAUGACACCCAGACACAAGCCUGGGUCAGCAUACCGGCUGUGUCGUGGUGUCGUGGUGCCAUGGUGAUGAUGCAGUACAGCGUAAUGGCCAACAACUAUUGGCUGCUGGUGGAAGGUAUCUACCUGCACAGCCUCCUGGUCAUCACAGUGUUCAGUGAGAAGAAGUACUUCCACAUUUACCUCGCCAUUGGCUGGGGUGCACCUCUCAUUUUCGUGUCGCCGUGGAUCACAGUGAAAUAUCUGUAUGAGAAUGAGGAGUGCUGGGAGAGGAACAUCAACAUGGGAUACUGGUGGAUCAUUCGCUCUCCUAUACUGUUUGCUUACCUGAUCAACUUCUUCAUUUUCAUCCGAAUUAUCAAAAUUCUGAUGUCUAAACUUAGAGCUCAUCAGAUGAGAUACACUGACUACAAGUUCAGACUGGCAAAGUCCACACUGACGCUCAUCCCGCUGCUUGGGAUUCACGCCAUCCUCUUCACCUUUGUCAUUGAUGAGUCCGUCCCUAAAGGCUCCAUGUUGCGCCUCAUCCGCCUCUUCUGCGAUCUGCUGUUCAACUCCUUCCAGGGCCUGUUGGUUGCCAUCCUGUACUGCUUCGUCAAUAAAGAGGUGCAAUCUGAGAUGCUGCAAAAGUGGAAGAGGUGGAAACUGGGUAAGGACAUUGACGAAGAGUACCGGCACACCCACAGCCACACGCCGCAUGUCAAGAGCGGCAGCAUCGCCACCGGCAAUCUGCCCGAUCCCCACUGCAACAACGGCAGCGAGACCAGCGGCGACUUGCCUCACCUCAACAAAGCUGACCGAGGCCCAUCCUGCUCUAGCGCCCCCGAGGAAAACCGCCGACUGGUCGUCUCUUACAGCAACGGAACAGGAAAAGGCAAACCCGCCAAGAGCAAACACAUCCUGCAUUUCUCUUUCCAUCCACACCGCGGCACCACCAGCAACACGACAGAACAUGUAUGCCUGGAAGAGAGGGUGCAGUACCGAUCAUAUCCUCUGGAAGGAGAGGAAACUAACGUGUGAUGACUGCAUUCCUUCAUCGCGAAAGCUCUGAUUGUGCUUAUCGGUGUCCCAGAUCAGUUUUUAUCAUGCACCAACAAGACAGCUUGAGUGUGAAAAGGAAGUAGCCUGCAUGGAUCAUUAUGUUCACUGCUGACUACAUAGCAGCAAAUGCUGUUUAGCCUGCAUAGCUGCAAAUUAAUAUUUUCUGGUUUUGGGACCUUGAGUGAAAAAAACUUACUGACAUCAGACAUCAGGAAUGAUUAAGUAAAUUAAAAUGAAACUCUGCUGGUGUUCAGUGUGUAUGUCCAUAUUGAGGGUUAGGGGUUAGGGGUUAGGGUUAGGGUUAGGCCAUUUUAACACCAACCCUGAUCACAUCCUUCCAUCUGUCCGGCUGUUUGGUAAAAGGUUGUAUUUAUAUAGUGCUUUUAUCCAAAGUGCUUUACAUGAUACGUCACAUUCACCUAUUCACACACUGAUGGCAGAAGCUGCCAUGCAAGGCGCUAACCACGACCCACCAGGAGCAAUUAGGGGUUCGGUGUCUUGCUCAGGGACACCUCGACAUGAGCUCGAAGGGCCAAAGAUCAAACCGGCAACCUUCCAGUUACAAGACGGCCCUCUACCCACUGAGGCAUGCCAGCCCCCAGCAGCGGUGGACGCUUCUUUCCUUACACAACAACCUCUCAGUGUCAAAAUAGGAUUUUUUUUCUUUUCAUUUAUGGUCUUAUGAAACUGAAUGUGGAUUGCAGUGUACAUGAUAUUUGAUGUCUUCUUCACAGAGGGUCAAGAGAUCAGCAGAGGUGAGCGAUUCGCUGGAGAGCACAGAAUCUUAUGAGGAGAAUCAAUGGGAAGCUUUUCACUUCAGUAACUAGAGCAAGGCGAGCAUGGCUCCCUAAUGAGGUUCUUGUUGGGGUGUAGCUAACUAUAGCUUCGACCGCAGUGUUCAGCUGUGGAGGUUUGUUAUAUUAGCAAGUAAGAUCAAUUUUACCUUGUUGAUGCCAACAUUUGAGAGGAGAGGAUUGCUACUCGAUGAAGACAGAGUUUAAACCAAUCAAUGUGGAAAUCUGCAUAGCAAUUUUUGAUUGUGGCUCAGAAGUACCUUUGAUGGACUGCGUUCCAAUUGCAUACUUUGUCUUUUUACUUUAAGUACAUACUACAACCGCUGUUAUUGCGUACAUACUGUUUCAUGUAGUAUGCACUGAAUUUGGGCAUACUGCUUAAUCAUGAUGAUCAUAUUUAACUGUGACCAUUGCAGUCUAUUGUGCGAAAUUAGUUUUCAUCUGUCUGUGUGCAUAUGAUGGUUCAUAUCAUUAUUUAUACUUGUGUGAAACUCCAUGGCAUAUGUGGCAUAACUAUGCAGAGGAUUGUGGGUCAGAAUGGACAGACAAGUCAUGCUGACUUGCAUAUUGCAAGCUCUAACCAGAUGUGUAGGACAUCCUGGUAUUUUUGGCAUUCGACAUUUGGGUACUACACCUUUCUCUGGCAUACUAUGUAGUAUGGUAGUACGGAUAGCAGAAUACAGCCUCAGCACACUCUACAGGGUCUUUUGUUGCAGUGUGAACAUCAACAAAGGCUUCUAAAAUCAUCCACAAGCUUCUGUGGUGGAAAACCAUCCAAUGUCUGCCACGGUGAGGCUGCUUCAAUGACAAUGGGUGCUUUUAUUUUCAGAAAGACUGUGCUAUAAUGUUUAAAUUAUUCUGGUUUCAAAUGACCAAAGCCAAACAAGAAAAUAAUAAUAUAUCACAGGUUUCAUAUCAGUUUCUGCUGUUUCUUGCCUUUCCUUUCUUUUUGUACCAACACCAUCCUUGCAACGUGCAUUUUUAAACAUAUUUUUUGAUUGAAUGUACAACGGAACAAUAUGGGUGAAAAUAUCUUAAUGUACAUAUGUAAUUAUAAAUACAUGUUUUAUCCAUACCACCUGAAUUUAAUUCUUGAUUUGCCUUCGUGCAUACUCAGAGUGAAGAUCAAUACAUGACGCAGUGAUGGGUAACUGGAGGGAAAGCAGUUUUUUAUUUUUAGUGUUUAACUUCAGUGAAAAUUACUCCAGAUCACUGUCAUCACACUAUUUUCUUCAUUGUCCACGUAGUGCCACAUUUUUUUCAAUGAUACAGUAUUCUUUAGAAAGAAGAUAGGGAGGUUUAGUAUGUUGCAGGAUAUGUGACUGGUACUUUGUGUUGGACUGAACAGCCCAUUAACAAUGGAGUAAUGACGUUUUAUCUUUUUUUUUCUCCUGCAAAUAGGAUGAGCACUCAUACCUUCUGAUACAAAGUAAAUGGUGCCAUGCAGAGCCACUUUUUGUGUUUUUGGAAAUAAGAAAUUAACUGGAGCCAGCAACAGUUUUCACAAAGAGAUCCUGACUUUUUUAUCAAGAGCUGAGAAAACUUAUUAUAUCUGAAAUGAACAAGAGUGUGCUGUGCAUUGUAAAUACCGAUAAAGAGAGUAAUAUAAAGACAAGUGGGUGAAGGGGGCAUAUUGUUCUGUGUUGUUGCUUUCAGUGCAGGUGAUGAAAUAUGAAAACAUGACUAAUUAUUGUGAGAAAAGACUCCUGUUUCACAAAACGUGAUUGUAAAGGUCAGAUCCUGUCUUUCUACUGAAAAUAUAGCAGCUGUCAGAAGGAGCCUAAAGCAAACAAUGUCAUUGAGAGAAAAGAAAGAUGUUUUGUAUAAAAGCCAAACUUCCUGUAUCUCAUGUGUCUCUGUGGAUCCAAUUAAAAAGAAUUCUUUCAGCAAA